Messenger RNA from Helianthus annuus (common sunflower), 1227 nucleotides. Its product is annotated as protein ODORANT1. The transcript has 2 exons. Lineage: Eukaryota; Viridiplantae; Streptophyta; Magnoliopsida; Asterales; Asteraceae. The record is from RefSeq and is a predicted model, not a curated record. The coding region runs from base 82 to 873 and encodes 263 amino acids.
AAGUUGGUAAGUGUCUUCAAGUAGUCAUAGUUUUUAGUUCGUUUAUUUGGUGGAGGUUGGUGGUGCAACAACAAUUAAGUAAUGGGAAGGCAACCAUGUUGUGACAAACUUGGAGUGAAGAAAGGACCAUGGACCGCGGAAGAAGACACGAAACUCAUCAAGUUUAUCCUCACAAACGGCCCAUGUUGUUGGCGAGCCCUCCCUAAGUUGGCGGGUCUCCGCCGUUGUGGCAAGAGUUGCCGCCUUCGUUGGACCAACUACCUCCGUCCGGACUUGAAGCGUGGCCUCCUCACUGAAUCCGAGGAACAACUCGUUAUUGACCUACAUGCUCGCCUUGGUAAUCGGUGGUCAAAGAUUGCAUCAAAAUUACCGGGCCGAACAGAUAAUGAGAUAAAAAAUCACUGGAACACUCAUAUCAAGAAGAAGCUUGUGAAAAUGGGAAUUGAUCCGGUCACUCAUGAACCUCUUCCUAAAGAAAUUCAAACAAGUGAGACGUCAUCUCCUCAUAGCUCGGUGUCCGAAAACAACCUUUCACAAACUUUAGAAAGUAGAGAUAAUUCAAAGGAGAACCCAGGUGUUCCACAAAUCGAAAACAACUACUCAUGUAUGGACAAUGAGCCGUUCCAAACCCUAUGUGAUGAUGAGAAGAUGUUAAGUUACCUCUUAGGUGACAAUGAGCCUCUUCUACUUGACGCAUCGAGUUGGGAGUCAUCAGACGAUGACAAAAGGUCCAUGAAUCAUACAAGCGUGUUAGGCUCAUGGGACGACUCUACUACAUGGCUAAUGGAUUGUCAAGAUUUCGGAGUUGACGAUUUUGGUUUGGAUUUUCUCAACAAAGUUGACAUGUUGGAGAUGGAAAACAAAGGGGGAUGAGAUUACAUCUUCGUACAUAGCCUAUGAUAAUUAAGUUUAUAUAACGACCGGCAAGUCGACCAAAGUGUUUCCUUGCAAGUUGAAACAUAAGAAGAAACCAUUAAACAUGUAUCAAGUAUCAUGUGUAAGUUAAAUUUAGGUUGGUAUUGUCAUAUGGUUUGUCUCUAGAUGGUAGAAGGGAACUCAAAUGUGGUUUCUCACCAUCAAGGAAUUUGUAAAAGAAAAUGUGAAAGGUGGGAAAUAAUGUAAAUAUCAAAAGUUAGAGGGGUAUUUGUGAAUAUGGAAACUUUAUAACGUGUAUUAUUUGUCCCCAGAAAGAGUAAUUGUAAAACAUACAAUAAGUAUUGUCUUUGA